GACAGUAUUAAAGCAUCAUUCCUGCAUCACUGUGUUGGAGAAAGAGGCACUCACACACACACACACACACACACACAUCUUCAUCUGUACUGCUGCUGAGCGGAGGAGAGCAUCUCAUCAUCAGGGGCGGACAGGCUGCGAGAUGUACGGCAGGCAGAUGGAGACCGGGGAGCUGACGGACGAGGAGAAGCAAAUCAUCAACAGCGUGCUGGAGAGAGCCAAGACCAUGGAGGCCAUGGAGCAGGAGAGGAUUGGGCGUCUGGCAAAUCGCCUGGACAGCAUGAAGCGUUCGGCCUGCGGUGAUGGUUACUCCCGCUGUUUACUCUGCGGACAGCAGUUCGGCCUCACCGGUGUCAGCGCUGUCGUGUGUGCAGAGUGUAAAAAGAACAUGUGCACUAAGUGUGGCGUUCAAAGCGUCUGUCGUUCUGGUCCAAUUUGGUUGUGCAAAAUCUGCUGUGAACACAAAGAGAUGCUGAAGCAGUCUGGUGCCUGGUUUUUCAAAGGUUCACCGCAGCAGGUUUUACCCGCUCCUUUGGCCAUCUCUAAUCAGAGAGAACUCAGUACGUCCAGAACAUCCACCAAUCCAUCAGCCAAUCAACAAUCUCCAAUAACUUCACAGACAAAAAAUGCAGAAAGCGUUCAGGUCACCGGCAGAGAGCAGCAGAUAUCUGCAGAAACCAUGCCCGCUAAACGGGAAGAGCGUUCUGUCAUAUCCCAAAGAGCCCUAGAGGAGGACGGAGGGAGACACAGGAGCACGGUUCAGUCCGACGCCGCAAUGGAAGGACAAACUUUCUCACCUGUGGUCAAGCGAGAAGUGCCGGUGCAGAGUUCCAGACCUCCAGCGUCCAGCUUUUCCACAACUCCAAUACAAAAAGAUACCAUGAGCCGACCGGAGGCCAGGGCGCCACCUGCUAUGCAGGCCGAUGCACGUUUGCCAGCUGCCAACAGCGUUCCUGCUUCACGCCAGCCACCACCCCCCACCACAGAGGAUGAAGAGGAUGCCAACAGCUAUGACUCUGACGAUGCCACCACUCUGGGCAUGCUGGAGUUCAGUCUGCUGUACACGGAGGAGAAAAAUGAACUGCACUGCAAUAUAAUCAAAGCAAAGGGUCUCAAGCCAAUGGACUCCAAUGGUCUGGCCGAUCCUUAUGUGAAGCUGCACUUGCUUCCGGGUGCCAGUAAGUCUAACAAGCUACGAACAAAGACGCUUCGUACCACCUUGAAUCCUGUGUGGAACGAGACCCUUGUUUAUCAUGGCAUCACUAACGAAGACAUGCAGAAAAAAACUCUCAGGCUUUCUGUCAGCGAUGAGGACAAGUUCGGCCAUAACGAGUUUAUCGGCGAGACGCGGGUGGUCUUGAAAAAACUGAAGCUGAACCAGAAGAAGACCUACAACGUGUGUCUGGAGAGAGUGAUUCCGGUGAGACGUACUGCUGGUGGUGGAGCUUCUCGUGGCAUGGCGCUUUAUGAGGAGGAGUUGAAGGAUGAUGAAGCAGAGGAAAGAGGACGGAUCCUGGUUUCCCUCACCUACAACAGUCAACAAGGUCGUCUGAUCGUGGGUGUCGUCCGAUGUGCUCAUCUGGCAGCAAUGGACUCCAAUGGCUAUUCAGACCCGUUUGUAAAGAUUUGCUUGAAGCCUGACAUGGGAAAGAAAGCGAAGUACAAGACUCAGAUCAAAAAGAAGACCCUUAACCCUGAGUUUAAUGAGGAGUUCAGCUAUGAAAUCAAGCAUGGUGAACUGGCCAAGAAGACUUUGGAUGUUUCUGUCUGGGAUUAUGAUAUGGGAAAAUCCAAUGAUUUCAUCGGUGGAUGCCAGCUGGGAAUCACCGCCAAAGGCGAAUGUUUGAAACACUGGUAUGAAUGUCUGAAAAACAAGGACAAGAAGAUCGAGCGCUGGCAUGUUCUCUUGAAUCAAAGCAGCGUUGAAGCAGAUGACUGAGGCAUCGCAUCUCCAAAGAUCUCCAGUUCUGGUAGCAUAUCGUACCAUGCUCUCUUCCAAACAAAGUAAUUUCGCUUCCAAGCUUGAACUGCUGAUAACCGUUUCUUUUGACUUUACCUCGCCUGAAACCAUGUGAUGAGCUGCAGUGGUCUAAUUGAGAAAACCUAGGAAACUCAGUUACU
Molecule: messenger RNA, 2121 nt
Organism: Danio rerio (zebrafish)
Lineage: Eukaryota; Metazoa; Chordata; Actinopteri; Cypriniformes; Danionidae
Source: RefSeq, a predicted model, not a curated record